AGAGGCCAAGGAAGAGCGCACCAUGAAGUCCGUGCUGUUCAGCCGCUUCUUCAUCCUCCUGCCCUGGAUCCUAAUCGUCAUCAUCAUGCUCGACGUGGACACGCGCAGGCCCGCGCCCCCGCUCACCCCGCGCCCCUACUUUUCUCCCUACGUGGUGGGCCGCGGGGGCGCCCGACUCCCGCUCCGCAGGGGCGGCCCCGACAGCGGCCACGGGCGCGGCUGGGAGAAGCGCAACGACUCGCGACCACAGCCACAGCCGCAGCCGCGGCAGCGGCCCGAGCCGCCUCUGCCCACCAUCUAUGCCAUCACGCCCACCUACAGCCGCCCGGUGCAGAAAGCCGAGCUGACCCGCCUGGCCAACACUUUCCGCCAGGUGGCGCAGCUGCACUGGAUCCUGGUGGAGGACGCGGUGGCGCGCAGCGAGCUGGUGAGCCGCUUCCUGGCGCGGGCCGGGCUGCCCAGCACUCACCUGCACGUGCCCACACCGCGGCGCUACAAGAGGCCCGGGCUGCCGCGCGCCACGGAGCAGCGUAACGCCGGUCUCGCCUGGUUGCGCCAGAGGCACCAGCACCAGCGCGCGCAGCCCGGAGUGCUCUUCUUCGCCGACGACGACAACACCUACAGUCUGGAGCUGUUUCAGGAGAUGCGAACUACACGCAAAGUCUCUGUCUGGCCAGUGGGCCUGGUUGGUGGGCGACGCUAUGAACGUCCGUUGGUGGAAAACGGCAAAGUCGUGGGCUGGUACACCGGCUGGAGAGCAGACAGGCCUUUUGCCAUCGACAUGGCAGGAUUUGCUGUAAGUCUUCAAGUCAUCUUGUCCAAUCCAAAAGCCGUAUUUAAGCGUCGUGGAUCCCAGCCAGGGAUGCAAGAAUCUGAUUUUCUAAAACAGAUAACAACAGUUGAAGAACUGGAACCCAAAGCAAGUAACUGCACCAAGGUUCUCGUGUGGCACACUCGGACAGAGAAGGUUAACCUAGCCAACGAGCCGAAGUACCGCCUGGACACAGUGAAAAUUGAGGUAUAAACUGAAGCAGCAGCUGGUGCAGUUUGCCG
Messenger RNA from Mustela erminea (ermine), 1053 nucleotides. It is a transcript of the gene B3GAT2, whose product is annotated as beta-1,3-glucuronyltransferase 2. NCBI's taxonomy places the organism in Eukaryota, Metazoa, Chordata, Mammalia, Carnivora, Mustelidae. Gene Ontology annotation, biological process: chondroitin sulfate proteoglycan biosynthetic process; carbohydrate metabolic process. Gene Ontology annotation, molecular function: galactosylgalactosylxylosylprotein 3-beta-glucuronosyltransferase activity. Gene Ontology annotation, cellular component: Golgi membrane. The coding region runs from base 23 to 1024 and encodes 333 amino acids. The record is from RefSeq and is a predicted model, not a curated record. The transcript has 4 exons.